This is a messenger RNA of Anguilla anguilla (European eel), 4603 nucleotides long. It is a transcript of the gene chrna9a, whose product is annotated as cholinergic receptor, nicotinic, alpha 9a. Gene Ontology annotation, biological process: signal transduction; nervous system process; monoatomic ion transmembrane transport. Gene Ontology annotation, cellular component: synapse; neuron projection; postsynaptic membrane. Lineage: Eukaryota; Metazoa; Chordata; Actinopteri; Anguilliformes; Anguillidae. Gene Ontology annotation, molecular function: acetylcholine-gated monoatomic cation-selective channel activity; transmembrane signaling receptor activity. The transcript has 5 exons. The record is from RefSeq and is a predicted model, not a curated record. Bases 2965 to 4524 code for a protein of 519 amino acids.
AUGUCAAAUCUGCGUCGCAGCUACAAGGCAUCGACAUCUAUUCAGGACGCAACCGCUUUUCUACUUAUAAUAGAUCAGCGUUUUAUACUCAUCGGAUUACAGACAUCAAAAAAUCUUUAUAGGCCUAAUUUCUGAGCCAGCAAUUGACGUCAGAUCAACCUCCAUGAAUGACGUUGAUAAGACAUAAAACGUAAAAAUGUUUGGUCUGAAGCUUUAGCUUGUAACGUGCAUGCCUUUUUGGUUUUUUAAACAAUUCAUAAUUAUCGCUUUUUUUACAAUGCUUUUUUUCUUUACAAUGCUACAGAGAUAGUCAUAACAUGGAUGUCUAUGGACAUGUAUGGAUUUUCAUUGCUUCUUCCAUCUUCGGCAUUGCUUUUGUUGAAGUUUAAAAAUCCUAAGUCAAUGGCUGAUCAUCAAGGCACCUGUCCAAUCUGACUGAGUCAAUCAUUUGUUGAACGUCCAGGGGUCAGAAAGAUAGAAGUCCUGUCAUGUAUUUCUUCCACCGGUGAACUCAGCCAGGUGAUUUCUCUAAUUAGUUCUACCUCCUGGUUGAAGGGCUGAGCUAAUGAGCAGAUCCAGGUGACUGGAACAAAAUGCCAGGGAGGACUUUUUCUUUCUGAACCUGGAUUUUUCACACCUCUGGAUUCAAUUACUGAUUUGACUGACUGACCAACGAUGCAGGCCAUCUGUGAUUUACAGUACAGGGUGGGAAAUAGCGUUGGCGGACAACCGAAAGGGUGAGUUAACUCUGCUGUCGCCCAGUGAGUAUCAGCUGCACUGGCAGGAAGACUCUGCUGAGGUGUUAAAGCGGAAGUGUGUAAAUAUCUCACAGGGCGAACACGGAGGAAGUAGGCCUGGAAUGAGACGACAGACCGCUGGCCGCCCCAUUAAUUUCCUGUCCUGGAGGAUUUCAGUCAAUGGGAUCAGGUCCCCUGCAAAAAUAGUCGUAAAUUGUGCUCUGAAAAUGUUAUUUUGGUUUUCAGGAAGAGGUAAAUGUUUGAAUGAAUGUCACUUCAAAAGCUGUUAGGUGGAAAUCUCAGACAUACACCGGAUUAGCUGGCCUUGGUGAUGUUGGGUCCAGUGUACUGAACCAAAUGCUUUAGCUGUUCUCAUUUUGACUUGACAGCGACUUCAGUGGCUCUCCAAUACAAUUCAGUCAUACACUAGAAUGGAGUUUUGAGAUGACUAUGCUGGAGUCAUUUGUAAGAAACCUUCUGUGUAUGUCAUUAUUACAAAUAUAUUAAAAAGUUAGCUGUUAAUACACUUUUGUUAUGCAUGCUCAUUCCAUAAGUUACACUACACUAUGCGCAAAAUACAAUCUGAUGUAUGUAAUAGUUAUAUAUUUGCAAAACAAGGGGUAACCUCCAAAUCUGAAGGCAGUUCCUAUGAUUCAUGAAAGUGUGAAGAUUCACUGUGUUCUUUUAACUAGAAACCAAUAAUGAAACUGCAGCAGGGAAGCGUAUUGGUAGGUGUAUAGGUAAGUGACAGAGUGAAAUACUUUACCAGUUUGUUUCAAGAGUGAAAUUUAAUCUGCAGAGCAUGUGUAGCCAAAAGCAGCCUCACCUGGAUCAUGGACUCUGCAACACUGAGUGAGAGCCCCUCAACCCCCUUAAGACUUCUGGUCAGUUAGGAACAGGGUCCGUUUGUGGAACUGUAACCCGGCUAUGUAGGAGUUCUGACAAACAGACAAAGUGGGUGGGAUUUCGCAAGUUCUUUUUUUAAGCGGCAAUAUCCGGUGUUGAUCCUCCUCCAGGUCAAUAUCAUUCACAUCACAUGCCCCAGCUUUGUGACAAUGUGGGAGGGUGUGUGGGAACACAGAACACCCCUUUAAGUCCUCCUACCUGAGUACAUCUCCGAGGAACACAGGAGCAUAUCUCCCAGUCUAAAAAAGCUUCAUGGUGCUUUCUUAUUAUAUCCAUCCACUUUCACUCGGCCAUUCAUUUAUGUCAUUAUGUCGUGGUUUCAUUAUUAAUGUUUCUAUUGAGAUUUAAUUACAAAGCAACUUAAACAGUGACAUUAUUCCUCUGAACAGAGAAAGAGAAAAACUCCUGUAAAGAAAGAACACUUGGUAGAUCAGGCUGUCUUACAAUGGAGGGUGUGGUGAAAUCCUCCAGCUCUAAUUCCAUCAACAACGAGGCCCAGUGGUCAUAACAUUUACCUGUGAGCUGUCCUAAAGCCAUGUAAGCUCAUCUGUCAGCGUUCUGACUGACAGACGGUUGGAUGAAUGGCGCGCGCCGAGCUUCUGUGCCGUGGCUCAGUCUGGGCAUCUGGUUUCUCCGCGGUGUGCGUGCUAUGCGAUAGCCCCGGUCCUGUUCCAGGGUUUAGAACGAACGCGAGUGCCGCGUGCCUUGCGCGAACACUAAAACGGUUUUCUAGCGUUUUCUUUCCGAUUCAACUCGCGUUGGUCGUUAUGGAAAUCGAAGGAGACUGAUUGUGAAUUCUUUCCCCCCUUUGUCUCUCGGAUAAUUCAUUUUUUCUUGCAAGUAUGAAGGCAGUGGUUUUUAUUAUAGGUUUGAGCAUGCUCCUGAAAGGUAAGGAUUUGUUCCCUUGUUAAUGGGACUAUUCUUUAGUUAAUAUCAAAUCUUAAAGUUAAUGUUACUUUAGUUAACUUUAAUUCCAAAUUCUUUUUAUUCAUGGGUAACAAUGGUCAUUACUGAUCUGUACAGAUACUAUGUGUAUGCUUUAAGUCAAGCUAUUGUUUGUAUAUUGUGUUCAACGUGACCAUUACAUUAAAUGCUAAUAAUAUUUAUUGUGAUUUUAAUCUUAGAAAUGCAUUUUGCUAUCUAUUUUAUAUAGGCUUAUUUGUGACUAUAUUUGAAAGCAUUCUCUUGCAUGCCAAAGAUCCACUUUUAUGACUGGCCUCUCAGAACUUAUGUGGGUGAAAUACAUUAGUAUAACACACUGCGAAGCACAUUGAGCAGCUACGCUGUAUUAAAGGCAGUACAUCAAGUUUUUAUCUUUAUUAUGAAUUAUUUUGUGUUGUUUGUUAAUCCCUCUGCGUGCGCCUUGUGCGGGUUCUGCCGCGUAGUUUCCCGCUCAGCUCAGGGGAAGUACGCUCAGAAGCUGCUGAACGACCUGAUGGAGAACUACUCCAGUGCCCUGCGGCCCGUGGAGGACACCGACAAGGCGCUCAACGUCACCCUGCAGAUAACCCUCUCCCAGAUCAAGGACAUGGACGAGAGGAACCAGGUGCUGACGUCAUACCUGUGGAUCAGGCAGGUCUGGCACGACGCCUACCUGAAGUGGGACAGGGACGCCUACGACGGGCUGGAGGUCAUCCGUAUUCCCAGCGACCUGGUCUGGAGGCCGGACAUUGUCCUCUAUAACAAGGCUGAUGACGAGUCCUCAGGACCGGCUGACACCAACGUGGUCCUGCGCUACAACGGCGAGAUCACCUGGGACUCCCCCGCCAUCACCAAGAGCUCCUGCGUGGUGGACGUGUCCUACUUCCCCUUCGACGACCAGCAGUGCAACCUCACCUUCGGCUCCUGGACCUACAACGGCAACCAGGUGGACAUCGCCAUGGGGAUGGACAGCGGGGACCUGUCGGACUUCGUGGAGAACGUGGAGUGGGAGUGCCACGGGAUGCCCGCCGCCAAGAAUGUCAUCAUGUACGGCUGCUGCUCGGACCCGUACCCGGACAUCACCUACACCCUGCUCCUCAAGCGCCGCUCCUCCUUCUACAUCUUCAACCUGCUGCUGCCCUGCGUGAUGAUCUCCUUCCUGGCCCCGCUGAGCUUCUACCUGCCGGCCGACUCCGGGGAGAAGGUGUCCCUGGGCGUGACGGUGCUGCUGGCCCUCACCGUCUUCCAGCUCAUGGUGGCUGAGAGCAUGCCUCCCUCAGAGAGUGUGCCCCUCAUCGGGAAGUAUUACAUUGCGACAAUGAUCAUGAUCACGGCCUCCACAGCCCUCACCAUCUUCAUCAUGAACAUCCACUUCUGCGGUGCUGAGGCCAAGCCCGUCCCACACUGGGCCAAGGUGGUCAUCAUCAACUACAUGUCCAAGAUCUUCUUUGUGUACGAGGUGGGCGAGAACUGCACCACCCCCCAGCGCGAGAGGAUUCCCGUGCACACGGAGGACCCCCUGGGCAACGGAAGCCUGUACGGGAGCCACCAUCGCCAGGACGACGGCCACUACAGCUGCCCGCAGCAGCAACACCGGCAUCAUCACCACGGCAACAGCGAAAAGAAGGCCAAAGCCCUCCCCAACGGCGACGGAAAGUGCCGCCCCAUUGGCCGCGAUGGCAGCUACGAGCCCAACGGCGUUGUGAACGGUGGGCCGAAGGACGAGCUGCCGUACCCGGAGAAGGUCGCCCCCUACUGGCAGGCCUGUGCCUGCGGCCGCCACCAGAAGCUGGUGAGGAACGUGGAGUACAUCGCCAACUGCUUCCGGGAGCAGCGAGCCAACUGCGUCAAGGGCGCCGAGUGGAAGAAGGUGGCCAAGGUCAUGGACCGGUUCUUCAUGUGGAUCUUCUUCGCCAUGGUCUUCCUCAUGAGCAUUGUGAUCAUCGGCAAAGCCACCUGACGCUUGGCGAGAUGGGACUGUCCGUUUUCGUACAUUUCUGUUCCGGUUUAGAUUAAAAAGGAAUACGUGGAAUACUCUU